CCUUAAUUAUAUCCAAGCUACAAAUAGGUUAAACAUAGCUAGCUUGUGAAAGGUAGAUAUUGUUAACCAAGAAGAGGGUCGAUCAAAUGGAGUGGAGUAGCAGCAACCCCGUUCCCUUUAUUCCUCGGAAUGCACAAAGUCCGUUUUCCUUUCUGUAUAACACUGUCGACCCCUAUCUAUACCCACCUGGGGGGUCAGAUAUGAAGUAUCAGAUGUUGCAGCAGGCAUCUUUACCAAUGAUGGAUCUAAGCCAAAUUGAUUACGAUAGCAACAAUCAGGACAAGAAGAAAAGAUUGACAAGUGAACAGCUAGAGGCAUUGGAAAACAGCUUUCAGGAGGAGAUUAAACUGGACCCUGAAAGAAAGAUGAAGCUGGCACAAGAACUUGGACUACAGCCCAGACAAAUUGCAGUUUGGUUUCAAAAUAGACGUGCUCGUUGGAAGGCUAAGCAGCUCGAACGUUUGUACGAUGCUCUUAAACAAGAGUUCGAUGCUGUCUUCCGAGAGAAGCAACAGCUUCAAGAGGAGGUAUUAGCAUUGAGAGCUAUACUCAAAGAACAUGGCAAUAAGAGACAAGCACAAGUUUCCGCAACAGGGUACUCAGACAUGACCGGAGAAGAUACUACUGUUGAGAGUACUUCGGUGAACGCCAUUCGCAGCUCCAACAAUGUUUCAUAUCAAGCUGUUGCUACCCCAUCGUCUGCGGUGGCUGCUGGUGAAUGCAACUAUAUGAUUAACUAUGAUGGAGCUUCGGUUCCCACUCAAUCGUACUACAACUGGGCUGGUCUCCCUUCAUAUCCAUGAAAUAUAUAGUCUAUAUGUUACUUAUAUAUCUAGUUUUAGAUGUUCUAAGUAGAUUAGCUUAAAGAAUGUUGCGGUAGCUUUUCAAUAUACAUUGAUUAGCUCUUUAAAAGGUGUCAUACUAGCUUUAACAUAACGUUUUCUUAAAAUCGAAUGCAAUAUA
This is a messenger RNA of Lactuca sativa (garden lettuce), 963 nucleotides long. Its product is annotated as putative homeobox-leucine zipper protein ATHB-51. Gene Ontology annotation, molecular function: DNA-binding transcription factor activity, RNA polymerase II-specific; sequence-specific DNA binding. The record is from RefSeq and is a predicted model, not a curated record. NCBI's taxonomy places the organism in Eukaryota, Viridiplantae, Streptophyta, Magnoliopsida, Asterales, Asteraceae. Gene Ontology annotation, biological process: positive regulation of DNA-templated transcription. Gene Ontology annotation, cellular component: nucleus.